Malus domestica (apple) is the source of this 3291-nucleotide messenger RNA. The record is from RefSeq and is a predicted model, not a curated record. Lineage: Eukaryota; Viridiplantae; Streptophyta; Magnoliopsida; Rosales; Rosaceae.
AAUUGGUUUGCGUCCAUAUCCAGCGGAAACCUUGUUUUGAAUCCUAAAUCCGUAUGAAGCUAUGAAAGCUAUAAAUUUUCUCCCAGUAUAUGAUGAAAACAAAAUAGGCGAAUAUCUAGUUCGGGUUACCUGGUAUACCUGGAGAACAGAUGUUUUGCAUGGAGAGAAAAAAAAAAAAGAUAAGCCUGGAGUACAAGUAUGACCUUUUGAAGUUUCAUCGCGUUAUGGAAGAAAUGAGACUUAGUGUGACAAAUGCGCAUCUUGAGUUAAUGAAUCAUACACCGUUCGGGAGGUUGUUCAAAGCGUACCAUGAGAAUUUGAUCAUUGAUGGUGUUUGCAGGAAAUGUGAUGCAAAUAUUGUGUCUAUAUUGAAGUUCUACGACCCAGUACAAAAAGCAUUUGUUUUUGGUGGAAUAAUUGCAACAAUAACUGUCAAAGAUAUAGCUGAGAUUUUCGGGUUGCCUGAUGAAGGGGAAGAGAUCAACUUGAAUAGUAGGAACUGCAAAAGUGCGUUUAGAGGUUUUUAUGAGAGAUGUCUUGCAGACAUCAAAGAUAUAAGUAAGAAGAUAUUGGAAGAAAGGAUUUUGAGAGUGGUUAAGUUGCAUGGUAGUGUGCAUGAGGGUGAUUUUGUGCGACUGGUUUGUUUAUAUUUUUGCUUGACACUGUUUUUCAGUACGAGUGGAAAUAAUACUAGUUUGUACAUGGUUGGGUACGUUGAGGAUAUUACCAAGAUGAAGGAUUAUGUGUGGGCUAGCAGUAAAUAAUUGGUUGUUGGGCACAAUUGAUAAUAUGGGAGAACGUUACGAAAGUGUAACUGGUUGUGUAAUUGGAUUAUUGUUCUGGUUUUGUGAGCGUACUCAUUUGAUCAAUCCAAUCAGAGGAAGGGAAAAUAUGCCUCUUAGGGUUGUUAAAUGGAAUUUGUCGGAAUUGUAUGCAAAGAUGGAAAUUAUGAAGAUCCAUGAGUUGGAGGAAGUUGUACAAGUAGGUGGGGGCAAUCUGUGUUCACAUGGUAGGGGGAUAAAUGUGGAGCCUCACAAAGUGUUAGAUGAAGAAUUUCUCCCAAUAUUUGAUAUACUGCCAUCAGAAUUUAUGGAAAACAACUUGGGAGAGCCUUCCAACAGUAAGGCGGACCUUAAUGACUUGGAGAGAAAAUUACAAGAGAUGAGUCUUUUGGUGGAGGACUACCGUUCAGAAAUUAUGAAGCUUACCAUUGAAAACAAGAAUCUGAAGGAGGAGCUGAAAUGUAAGGAAAAUUACAUAGUAAAAGAUAAAUCUCCAAAACAAAACUCAAUGAUUUUGCGGGUGAAAUUAAAACAAAGGAAGCCCUUGUUGAUGCCAGAUUACAAGUAUGAUGCUUGUGUUAAUAAAAAAAUGGUAGUUCAUAUGGAUAAAAAUUAUGUUGGUUCACGAGCAAUUCAAAUGCAUGAAUAUGGGAACAUAAAAAUAAUGGCACCGAUGAAGACAAUAGCUGUGCGUAGGCUACGAGUGGGCAAGUGUCUUCCAAUACUGUAUGCAGAGAAGUUGAAACAAUUUCUAGAUUUGAAUGAUGAUAGGUAGUGUAUAAUUUUUCAUCGUUAUUCUAUUUUAUAUUUUUUUACCUGUUAGUUAUCAAGUUGUUGAUUAUGCUGUUUGAACUAUAUUUAUAUACAUAUAUAUAGGGUUUCAAUGUGGAAAGGAGAGCAUUGUGCAGUGAUCCGUGAUGAUAUCCUCGCACUCUUGAAUGAGGGUGGUGUUAGUUGACAUGUAUUUGUAAUUUUUAUAAUUAUUUAACUUAGAUAGCAAUGAAUACAAUUAUAUUUGAAUGAAAGGUUUACAAAUGAUUCAUAAGAUGUUUUGGUUCUUUCCGUAGGUAGUUGAUUAUUUUUUCGAAAUUUUGAAUGACAACCAAAUUGGGAUUCCAAAAGAUCAGCUGAAAUAUGGGUUUAUGCCGACAUUUGCGUGGGUACAUAAAUUUUAGUUCCUCAAACAUUGCAGUUAAUUUUCCCAUUCUAGUUAGUUUAAUACCGUCCAUAACUAUGGAAUUAGAACAACCAAUGCUAUUUAGUAAUGAGUAGUGUAAUUGUCAAAUGUUGAUUUUUAUUAUUUUUUUCUAAUCCAUUUUUAUUAGUAUCUGUGGUAAAUACAAACUACUUGCCCUUGUAACACAGUAAUCCAUUUUUAUUUUGAUCUUCUAGCAUUAAUCUAGAGAAUCUUCUACUUGCCCUUGUAGAAUAUGAUUGUUACGUCAUAAUUAGUUGUAUAGGUAUAUUACUUUUUAGCUACUGUGCUUCUAAUCCAUGUUGGCUUGUAGGAUAUUGUGGAUGAAUCGAAUUCUGCAGUGAAAAUAUAUAUUUAUCUUGAACUUCUAUUGAAAAAGGUACGGGAGAACGACUAUGUUUUCUUUCCGAUUAACCAUUUCAAGGGAAUGCAUUAUACUUUGCUUGUGUUCAACAAACAAAGUGGAUGGUGGGAACAUUACAACACAUUACAAACCAAGUUGAAUAUGUUUGUGGAUCCUUAUUUUGAAGAGGCUAAAAAAUUGGUAAGUUGAUAACUAUGUAGUAUACCUCUUAUCCUUCGAAUUUUAUUUCACACACUAACUUUGUAAUGUGUUCUUUUUUUAUUUUUUUAUUUUUUUUUAGCAUGUGAAAAUUUCUGACUACUUUAAGCACAUGAAAGAUAGUAUUUCAAGAAAGCUCAAUAAGAACUCUAUUUGCAAACAUAUCAUGUAAGGUGAUAAGGUACAGAUGUUGUUGUACACGCUUAGCCAUGAUGACAGAGAAUUUCUCAUGUGGUUGAGGCAAACUAAUGUUGAGUAUCCACUUAAAGCAAACAUAUCAUGCUCACAACAAUUCCCUAACUUGUAAGUGUUAAUUUCAUCUGUAUUAUGCCUAUUUGUUGGUUUCUUGGUGAUAGAAUGUAAUAUUUAAGUUCAUACCCUUUUUUUUUUGUUAAACAGUUAUGACUGUGGAGUUGUUAUGAUGUAUAUUGCACAAAAAAAAAUGAUGGAGAAUUAGUCGAAUGUGUCUUUUCAGCAUAGGCGAUGAAGAAUAUGAGAACACAUGUCCUUUGUAAAUUCAUAAAUGAGGGAGAUGGUAGCUGGGAAAAGGAAGAGUAGGAUAAAGAUGUUCUGCAAAAUUUGAGUUUUUGUUUCAUUUAAGUGUUUCAAUUUAAUAAAAUGAUGGGACUCCAAUCCAUCCGAAUUCAUUUUCUGCUAGAUAAGUUUGAGUGUUAUGUGAACUGAGAUAUGCUUUGUCAUAUCUGUUUUUUAAUUUCAAUUUCAAUUGAAGGGGGAUAUUCUUCAUGUUUUCC